UGGUGGGGACUAUACACGGAGGAGGAAGGAGUGAUCACUAAAGCAACUGAGGGGGUGAAGUUAGAUAGAUGGAACACGCAUGGAUAGCGGGUUCUGGAAUGUGAAGUGUCCCGUCAAGAGGUCCGAGUCCGGGGCUAAAUCCGCUUCAGGGAUGUAGUCGAAGCGGUUUCGGAGCUCAUCCCACCCGAGCUCGGCAUCAUGAAGAAACACUCGGCCAGGGUCGCCCCGCUGUCCGCCUGCAACAGUCCGGUGCUCACCCUCACCAAAGUGGAAGGGGAAGAGCGGCCAAGGGAGCAUGUGGCGCACAGCGGCCCAGACGUGCAGUCGUCGGCGGGCGCGGCGGGUCCGGAAUCGAGCUCCAGCAGGCGGAAGCUGCACUGCUGCAUCCGGAUCACGGCGGUGCAGGUGCGGAAAGCCUUGUGGGGAGUCGCCAUGGUGAUGUGCGUCUGCUCCUCGUGGGCAGGUUCUACCCAGCUGGCCAAGCUGACCUUCAAGCACUUUGAUGCCCCCUUCACCCUCACUUGGUUUGCCACCACCUGGAACUGCCUCUUCUUCCCGCUCUACUACGUCGGGCACCUGUGCAAGAGUCCGGAAAGGCAAACGGCCAGACAGAGAUUAAGGGAGUGUUGUCGCUUUUUCGGGGACGACGGGCUGACCCCCAAGGUGUUCUUCACCAAGGUGGCCCCUUUCGGCCUGUUGUGGAUCCUCACCAACUACUUGUACCUGCAGGCCCUCAGGAAGAUCAACACAACAGACGUGUCAGCGCUCUUUUGUUGCAACAAGGCCUUUGUCUUCCUGCUCUCAUGGAUUGUGCUAAGAGACCGCUUCAUGGGCGUCAGGAUAGUGGCGGCCAUAUUGGCCAUUGCAGGCAUCGUCAUGAUGACCUACGCUGAUGGUUUCCACAGUCACUCGGUGAUUGGCAUCACUCUGGUUGUUACUUCAGCAUCCAUGUCUGCACUAUACAAGGUUCUCUUCAAGAUGGUCCUCGGCAGUGCCAAAUUCGGGGAGGCUGCACUUUUUCUGACUAUUGUGGGAGGUGCCAACUUUGUUUUUAUCAGCAUUGUGCCCAUCGUCCUAUAUUUUACCCGAGUUGAGUACAUUGAAUCGGCAGGCGACAUCCCCUGGGGCUACUUCUGUGGUGUUGCAGCACUGCUUUUAGCUUUCAACAUCCUGGUCAACUUUGGCAUCGCCAUAACAUAUCCAAAGUCUAUCUCCCUUGGCAUCGUCCUAAGUGUUCCUGUCAAUGCCAUGGUGGACUUCUUCACGUGUGAGAUUAAUUUCAACACGGUGCGCCUCUUUGCCGUCUCCAUCAUCUGUUUGGGCUUUCUCAUGCUGCUCCUUCCGGAGGACUGGGACCAGUGCAUCAUCCGCCUCAGCACCAAACUACGCAAACGUGACGAGCCGGCCGAGGGCAGCGUCGAAGCAGGGGCCUCCACGGGACUCAACUGGAGGGGCCGAGCCAGGACCUCCAUGGCAACAUUUUCACACUGAGCUGGAUGGAAUGUUUAAG
Syngnathus typhle (broad-nosed pipefish) is the source of this 1510-nucleotide messenger RNA. RefSeq names its product solute carrier family 35 member F3b (gene slc35f3b). Bases 199 to 1491 code for a protein of 430 amino acids. NCBI's taxonomy places the organism in Eukaryota, Metazoa, Chordata, Actinopteri, Syngnathiformes, Syngnathidae. The record is from RefSeq and is a predicted model, not a curated record. The transcript has 7 exons. Gene Ontology annotation, cellular component: membrane.